CCCACAUUGUCGUAGGCUUCUCUGUACCCAACCCUUUUGGGGACCCAAGUGUCUGCCUCUAACCUCCCUUCACUUAAGGGACCUUGGCAUCUAGUCAGCCCAUCCCCUCCCCAGGACAGAAAGGAAAGGGGCUCCGUGAGUCAGUUCUGCCGAGCCUCUGCUGUUACUAGCCACAUCCCCUCCUACCCACAUCCUGGCCAGAAGGCCACUGUUGUAAGCUGCUCAUACCUCCUUCGGGUGCCUCCUUGCCUUUCAGGGAACAGGAGGGAGAGGCCUCUGCCCUCAGCUCCUGACCUUCAGUACCUGGCGGAAUGGUCCAUCCCUGCCUUUUGCCUCACCCCGCCCCCACCAGCCCCAGGCAGAGUGAAGUGAAGUUUGGGGGAAGGAGUAUAAAGAUGAUCUGAGUCAUCAAUCUGGUGUGAAAGCCCCCACCGCUUCCCCUUCCGGGACCCAGGCCUGGAUCCCCCAACCUCCUGCGGGCUUGGCCAGGUCUCAGUCCCCUCCUCGCCUCCCAAAACCCAAGCAUUUGGGCUCUGAUCCUCCGACUUCUCGGGUCCCAGCUCCCGGCCCCCCGACCUCCCAGGAAUUCGGGCUGUCAUCCCAAACCUUGGUUGUCCAAAGUCCCUUUUCCUCUCUGACUUCCGCUGCCUAAAGCCCCGGGCACCUAGUCUCCCGGUUACUGCCCUCUCGUGAGAACAAGGCACCUCCAGUCCCCGAGGACCAGGUCAAGGAUGCAGCUCUGCGGGGUGCUGGCCCUGCUCUCUGGGAGUCUUGCUCUGGCCCUGCUGCUGGUCGCCCUGAGCACUGAUAACUGGAUCGCUGCCGAAAGCUCUUACUACUGGGCUCACUCCGGCCUCUGGCAUCCCGACGGGGAUUCUGUGAAAGAUUUCAUCCUGGCCACCAGAGUCUUCAUGAUCCUGGCUGCUCUGGAGGGUCUGCUGUCCAUCUGCUGUCUGAUCCUCUUCCUCACUCCAACCCUCUGCAACUCCAGCUUCAGCCACUUGGCCUCUCUGAUCUUUUGCAUCACAGCCUUUGCUGCAGUCCUCUGCAGCACCGUGGGAAUGACUAUUUACACCGGAGAGCGAUGGAAAGAGUCUGGUCAGAAUCCCAAGAUUCAGACGACCUUUGCCUGGUCCUUCUACAUGGGAUGGAUUUCUGUCAUCUUCUUCCUUUUCACCGGGGUCCUGAGCCUUGUGGUGCACUGGAGCGCUCCCCGGCCCAACUACGAGAUAACAGCUUGAGAACCAGUCCUAGAUUCGAUGAAUAAACCAAAAGUUGCUCAUUGGA
Messenger RNA from Sarcophilus harrisii (Tasmanian devil), 1287 nucleotides. It is a transcript of the gene NKG7, whose product is annotated as natural killer cell granule protein 7. The transcript has 4 exons. The coding region runs from base 732 to 1241 and encodes 169 amino acids. Gene Ontology annotation, cellular component: plasma membrane. Lineage: Eukaryota; Metazoa; Chordata; Mammalia; Dasyuromorphia; Dasyuridae. The record is from RefSeq and is a predicted model, not a curated record.